UGGCACCCGGGUCUGUGGGGGUCCCACCCCUGCCCCGCGCCACCCGGCCCGGACGCAGACUCGUACUGAAACUCCCCGGCGACGCCGGCGUCCUCCGUGGUGCCGGACGGCCUGGCACACUGCACGCGUGCAUUCCCUGAGAGAACGGAGGCGGUCGCCCGCUUGCACUAGAAGUGGACGGGGGCUGUGAGACUCCUUGGGAAGUGUGAGGCGCAGGACACCCUCCCUCCGCAAGGUUCCUGUGACCUUGCUCCGUCUCCGUCUGUCCUCCCGAGCCGCGACGUUCGCUGACUUACCUUCUGUCGCUGUAGAGUCGCCCUACUUGUCUGUCGUCCCAUAUACAUGGAAUCACAUGGUGGAUGAAACAGCACCAUUUUUGCAGUGAAUGUCUUGUGCACAAAUACCACUUCUGUGACAUGUAAAUAACAGUUGUCUGGUGUCUUUGAUGUCUCUUGGAGAGGUCUGGGCCAUAUCUUCCUUUGGAAUCCAGCCUGCCUCUUCCCAGCAGUUUUGCAUGAGUUUAUACAUGAGCACUAAACUCUCAGCCCCUGAGAGAACAAGGAAUGAGACCCAGUGUGGCCAUGCCAGCUAAUUGCACCUCAUCCAAGCAGCCCCCAGCCCUGGCUUCAGAGUGUUAUGGCAACUCAUGCGAGGGAUCAGUGUCCUUCAGAGAUGUGGCUAUUGAUUUCAGCAGCGAGGAAUGGCAGCACCUGGAACCUGCUCAGAGAAGUCUCUACUGGGAUGUGAUGCAGGAGACCUUCAGCCACCUGCUCUCAGUAGGCUAUCAAGUUCCCGAGCCAGAGAUUUUCAUGUUGGAGCAAGGAAAGGGGCCGUGGGCAUUGUGGAAUGAGAGCCCAUAUCAGAGUUGUUCAGAAGAGAAAUUAUGGGAACAUGAAAAGUGUGGAAAACUCCUCAGUUAUAAACAAACAUCUUCUCUGUAUCAGAAAAUUCAUCCUGGUGAGAAAUCCUAUGAAUGUGCUGAAUUUGGAAGGAUCUUCACCCAGAAGUCACAGCUCAAAGAUCAUACAGAUGAAAAACUCUACGAGUGUAUUGAAUGUGGGAAAACUUUUGUACAGAAGCCAGAAUUCAUGACACAUCAAAAAAACCAUGCUAAAGAGAAGCCCUGUCAAUGUAAUGAAUGUGGAAAAUCUUUUUUCCAAGUGUCUUCUCUUUUUAGAUUUCAGAGAAUUCAUUCUGGAGAAAAACUCGAUGAAUGCAAUAAAUGUCAGAAAGGCUUCUCUUCUAACUCAGAUCUCAGUAUGUAUCCAAAUAGUGAUACUGGAGAGAUGCACCACAAAUGUGGCGAUUGUGGCAAAGCAUUCACACAAAUGUCCGCACUUGAGAUGCAUCAGAAAAUUCACGCAGGUGAGGGAUCUUAUAUAUGUAUGGAAUGUGGACAAGCCUUCAUCCAGAAGACACAUUUGAUUGCACACCAAAGAAGUCAUACUAGAGAAAAGCAGUAUGAAUGCAGUAACUGUAGGAAAUCCUUCACUUCCAAGUCACAACUCCAGGUACAUCAAGAAAUGCACGCAGCAGGGAAGCCUUAUAUAUGUGCUGAAUAUGGGAAAGUCUUCAACCGUAGUUCUAACCUCAUUACACAAAAGAAAGUACAAGUUAGAGAAAAAUCUUCUAUAUGUACUGAAUGUGGGAAGGCCUUUACCUACAAGUCAGAACUAAUUAUACAUCAGAGAAUUCACACUGGAGAGAAACCUUAUGAAUGCACUAACUGUGGAAAAGCUUUUACUCAGAAGUCAGCACUCACAGUGCAUAAGAGAAUUCAUACAGGAGAAAAAUCCUACGUUUGCAUGCAAUGUGGGCUGGCCUUCAUCCGGAAAACACACCUGAUUACACAUCAAGUAAUUCAUACUGGAGAGAAACCUUAUAAAUGUGUUCACUGUGGGAAAUCCUUUACUUCUAAGUCACAACUCCAUGUGCAUAAACGAAUUCACACAGGAGAGAAACCCUACGUGUGCAAUAAAUGUGGGAAGGCAUUCACCAACAGGUCAAAUCUGGUUACGCAUCAGAAAACUCAUACAGGAGAGAAAUCCUAUGUGUGUUCUCAAUGUGGAAAGGCCUUCACCCAGAGAUCAGACUUGAUUACUCACCAGCGAAUCCAUACUGGAGAGAAACCUUAUGAAUGUAGUACCUGUGGAAAAGCCUUCACCCAGAAGUCACACCUUAAUAUACACCAGAAAAUUCAUACUGGAGAGAGACAGUAUGAAUGUCAUGAAUGUGGGAAAGCCUUCAAUCAAAAAUCAAUACUCAUCGUGCAUCAGAAGAUUCAUACCGGAGAGAAACCCUAUGUAUGCAGUGAGUGUGGAAGAGCCUUCAUUCGAAAGUCAAACUUCGUUACUCAUCAAAGAAUUCAUACUGGAGAGAAGCCUUAUGAAUGCAGUGAUUGUGGGAAAUCAUUUACUUCCAAGUCUCAGCUGCUGGUGCAUCAGCCAAUUCACACAGGAGAGAAGCCCUAUGUGUGUGCUGAAUGUGGGAAAGCCUUUAGUGGAAGGUCAAAUCUCAGUAAACAUCAGAAAAUUCAUACUGGAGAAAAGCCCUACCUCUGUUCUGAAUGUGGGAAGACCUUUAGAGAGAAGUCGGAGUUGAUUACGCAUCACAGAAUUCAUACUGGAGAGAAACCUUAUCAAUGUAGUGUCUGUGGGAAAUCUUUCACUAAGAAAUCACAGCUCCAAGUGCAUCAGCGAAUUCACACAGGAGAGAAGCCUUAUGUGUGUGUUGAAUGUGGAAAGGCCUUUACUGGCAGGUCAAAUUUGAAUAAGCAUCAAACAACACAUACUGGAAUCAAACCCUACAAAGAAAAGCCUUAUAAAUGCAAUGAAUGUGGAAAAUCCUUUUUCCAAGUAUCUUCUCUCUUUAGGCAUCAGAGAAUUCAUACUGGAGAAAAACUAUAUGAAUGCAGUCAAUGUGGGAAAGGCUUCUCUUAUAAUUCAGAUCUCAUUAUACAUCAGAAAAUUCAUACAGGAGAGAGACACCAUGAAUGCAGUGACUGUGGCAAAGCUUUCACGCAAAAGUCCACACUCAAGAUGCAUCAGAAAAUUCAUACAGGGGAGAGAUCCUAUAUAUGUAUCGAAUGUGGACAAGCCUUCAUCCAGAAGACACACUUGAUUGCACACCGAAGAAUUCAUACUGGAGAAAAACCAUAUGGAUGCAAUAACUGUGGAAAAUCUUUCAUCUCUAAGUCACAACUGCAGGUACAUCAACGAAUUCACACAAGAGUCAAGUCUUAUUUAUGCACUGAAUAUGGGAAAGUCUUCAACAAUAGUUCCAACCUUAUUUCACCAAAGAAAGUGCAGAUUAGAGAGAAAUCUUCUAUAUGUACUGAAUGUGGGAAGGCCUUUACCUACAAGUCAGAACUAAUUAUACAUCAGAGAAUUCACACUGGAGAGAAACCUUAUGAGUGCAGUGACUGUGGUAAAGCUUUUACUCAGAAGUCAGCACUCACAGUGCAUAAGAGAAUUCAUACAGGAGAAAAAUCCUACGUUUGCAUGCAAUGUGGGCUGGCCUUCAUCCGGAAGACACACUUGAUUGCACAUCAAAUAAUUCAUACUGGAGAGAAACCUUAUAAAUGUGGUCACUGUGGGAAAUUCUUUACUUCCAAAUCACAACUCCACGUGCAUAAACGAAUUCACACAGGAGAGAAACCCUACGUGUGCAAUAAAUGUGGGAAGGCAUUCACCAACAGGUCAAAUCUGGUUACGCAUCAGAAAACUCAUACAGGAGAGAAAUCCUAUAUGUGUCCUAAGUGUGGAAAGGCCUUCACCCAGAGAUCAGACUUGAUUACUCACCAGCGAAUCCAUACUGGAGAGAAACCUUAUGAAUGUAGUACCUGUGGAAAAACCUUCACCCAGAAGUCACACCUUAAUAUACACCAGAAAAUUCAUACUGGAGAGAGACAGUAUGAAUGUCAUGAAUGUGGGAAAGCCUUCAAUCAAAAAUCAAUACUCAUCGUGCAUCAGAAGAUUCAUACCGGAGAGAAACCCUAUGUAUGCAGUGAGUGUGGAAGAGCCUUCAUUCGAAAGUCAAACUUUGUUACUCAUCAAAGAAUUCAUACUGGAGAGAAGCCUUAUGAAUGCAGUGAUUGUGGGAAAUCAUUUACUUCCAAGUCUCAGCUGCUGGUACAUCAGCCAAUUCACACAGGAGAGAAGCCCUAUGUGUGUGCUGAAUGUGGGAAAGCCUUUAGUGGAAGGUCAAAUCUCAGUAAACAUCAGAAAACUCAUACUGGAGAAAAGCCCUACAUCUGUUCUGAAUGUGGGAAGACCUUUAGACAAAAGUCAGAGUUGAUUACACAUCACAGAAUUCAUACUGGAGAGAAACCUUAUGAAUGCACUGACUGUGGGAAAUCUUUCACUAAGAAAUCACAGCUCCAAGUGCAUCAGCGAAUUCACACAGGAGAGAAGCCUUAUAUGUGUGCUGAGUGUGGGAAGGCAUUCACUGACAGGUCAAACUUGAAUAAACAUCAAACAACACACACAGGUGACAAACCCUACAAGUGUGCAGUCUGUGGAAAAGGCUUUGUGCAGAAAUCAGUGCUCAGUGUGCAUCAGAGUAUUCACACUUGAGAUAGAGUGAAAAAACCUCAGUGAAGACACUGGUUGUACAGUUUUGAAUCCGUCCAAUAGAAUACUAUGUGAUUAAGUAGAAAUAUCCACACCAUCAAUGUCACACUUAAAAUGAGGACUUUGAAGAAGGCACUGAAGUAAAUGGGACUUCCAACUCAUUGCUGUCAGCCUCAUUAAACCUGGGACAUUCAUGUUGAGAAGGAACUGAGUCAAUUUGACGUCUUAGAAGACAUCAUGGAAUAAUGUUUAAAAUAUCAUGGAAUACUGUUAGCAAACUAUUUUAGGGAAGAUCAUGUUAAAUCCUAUUAAUGAUAAUUAUGUUUGCUGUGGAAUAGGUACAGUUCAACAAAUUGGUAAAAAAUACUAAUACCCGUAAAUACCAUAAUGAUAAUUCUAAAUUCUGUGAGUAGUUUGAUGCAGAACACAUUGUCUAACAGUUGUGGGUGUUUUUCAUUCUUUUGUUAACACAUUUGUGUAUGUCUAUUCUAUCACUGAGUAAUUCUUUGAAGAAAAAGUGUAUAAUUUUAAAAAAAAAACUAUUUAUAUACAUGGGAAGCUGAGAGUAUAUUUUCAACUUGUAAUCUCCCUUAUUACCCACCAGUAGUGUCUUUGAAUUUCCCAAGAACAAAUGUUAAAACAAAUACAAACAUACUGUAACUACCUGCUCUAGGUCCAUCUUCAUGCUAUACAUACUUCAGGACCUGUUCUGCCAAGUGCCUCAAACACAUCAGUUUAGUUCCUGCCUCAGGGCCUUGGCAUUUGCAGUGCUUACAAAAGGAGCAGAGUUUAUGAUUAUAUCUGUGUGGGUUUCUACCUCAUAUCUG
Lepus europaeus (European hare) is the source of this 5398-nucleotide messenger RNA. RefSeq names its product zinc finger protein 585A. The coding region runs from base 564 to 4574 and encodes 1336 amino acids. The transcript has 7 exons. The record is from RefSeq and is a predicted model, not a curated record. NCBI's taxonomy places the organism in Eukaryota, Metazoa, Chordata, Mammalia, Lagomorpha, Leporidae. Gene Ontology annotation, biological process: regulation of DNA-templated transcription. Gene Ontology annotation, molecular function: DNA-binding transcription factor activity, RNA polymerase II-specific; RNA polymerase II cis-regulatory region sequence-specific DNA binding.